Messenger RNA from Tigriopus californicus, 1001 nucleotides. RefSeq names its product malignant T-cell-amplified sequence 1 homolog (gene MCTS1). The coding region runs from base 419 to 973 and encodes 184 amino acids. The record is from RefSeq and is a predicted model, not a curated record. The transcript is spliced from 2 exons. Gene Ontology annotation, molecular function: RNA binding. Gene Ontology annotation, biological process: formation of translation preinitiation complex. NCBI's taxonomy places the organism in Eukaryota, Metazoa, Arthropoda, Copepoda, Harpacticoida, Harpacticidae.
AGAUCAUUGAAAUGACGUUAUUCACAUCCUUUGAAAGUUGUCCAUCAUGACUUGAUAACUGAAGAUUUUCAAAUUUUUCGAAACAUUUGGCUACAUAUAUUAGUGGCUGGGCAGGAUUUGUGGUUCGUGGACUUGAGGGGAUCAAUGGCUGCUCCUGCAUUGUUCUGAACGAACAAACCAUCAUCAUUCCUUUAGAUUUGAAUCCGAUUGAACCGAGCAGUCUCAGAAUGUGACACUGAAAAGGGAUGAAAAGAUGAGCUCGCAUUUUAAAGUUGAAACUCAGCUCCCACCACCGGACAGAUUUGGCUAGAUCCCUCUACUACUUCUGGUUCCUCAUGUUCUUGUACAAGUAGGUAGCCCUUCUGUUCCAGCUUUUGUUCGGCAAUUGCCACACCCAGUACACAGAGAGAGCAACGGCAUGUUCAAGAAAUUCGAUGAGAAGGAGUCCGUGUCGGGCACGAGUCAGCUCAAGUCCUCGGUGCAAAAGGGCAUCCGGAACAAGAUCCUGGAGACGUAUCCGCCCAUAGCCGACUAUAUGGACAAUUUCCUGCCCAAGAAGGACGCCUUCAAGGUGAUCAAGUGUCACGAUCACAUCGAAAUCCUGGUCAAAUCCGGUGGGACCUUGCUCUUCUUCCGGCAUCGGGAGGGACCCUGGGUGCCCACCCUCCGGCUCUUGCACCAAUAUCCAUUCCUGUUGCCUUUGGAGAAGGUGGACAAGGGGGCCAUCAAGUUUGUGCUCUCGGGGGCCAAUAUCAUGUGUCCGGGUUUGACACACCCCAACGCUCAGAUGACGCCUGUGGAUAAAGGGGCGGUAGUGGCCAUCAUGGCCGAAGGCAAGGAACAUGCCCUGGCCAUUGGGAUCACCUCCAUGUCCACUGAGGAUAUUACCAAGAAGAACAAGGGGAUCGGGGUGGAGAACUGUCAUUAUCUCAAUGACGGACUCUGGAACAUGGGUCCAUUGUUCAAGGCUUGAACACUUGAAAUAAAUCCAAUCAAUCCCA